AUGGACCUCCUGUUUUUGCUCCUACUGCUGCUGUUGCUGCCCCAGGCAAAUACCGAGAAGCGGAGAAUCCAAUGUUCCCUGACUUUGGAGCAGCAGCGAGGGGUGAAGCCGUGGAAUCAUUACAGUCAAGGAGAUCAUCUGAUUAAGGUCAACAAGAAAAGCCAUCUCCGGCACAACCUCACACUGGGUUACAAUAUCCAUGACAACUAUAUGAACACCAUUGUGACUUCAGAUGCCUUGCUGGACAUCCUCUCUACUGGAGAAGCCAAUGUUCCCAACUAUAGCUGUGGAAAAAAGGACAAUCUCUUGGCUCUUAUUGAUGCAAGUGAUGAUGACAUCUCUGUGCAGAUAUCCACUGUGGCAGGGUUCUACAAAAUCCCACAGAUUGCUUAUAAAAGUGUUUCAGACACUCUGAGUGACAAAACUCAUUUCCCUUUUCUCCACCAAAUGGUCCCCAAAGAAAGAAUCCUGCCGGAGAAGAUGCAUCGAGAAAGCACCAUUGGAUAUGCUACAGGAAAGGAGAGGAAUCCUGAUUUCAAAUGA
Crotalus tigris (Tiger rattlesnake) is the source of this 543-nucleotide messenger RNA. Its product is annotated as vomeronasal type-2 receptor 1-like. Gene Ontology annotation, molecular function: G protein-coupled receptor activity. Gene Ontology annotation, biological process: G protein-coupled receptor signaling pathway. Lineage: Eukaryota; Metazoa; Chordata; Lepidosauria; Squamata; Viperidae. The record is from RefSeq and is a predicted model, not a curated record. Gene Ontology annotation, cellular component: membrane. Bases 1 to 543 code for a protein of 180 amino acids. The transcript is spliced from 4 exons.